GACCCCGACAAUACCCGUCCAAAUGGUAUUUCAGUAAAGCAAACAUGAGCUACGGGAAAGGAAGCCAUGGAUGGGCCUUCACUUCCUCUGAAUGUUCGCCGUUUGUUGACGACGAAUCUCCUUGUCAACAGGCUCCAUAUGUUCGUCAAUGGGAUUGCUAUACUCGCCUUGUUUCACUAUAGAGUUUCCACUCUUGUUCGUGCUUUCAAAACCAGGGAGACUCCUCUUCUCCCCUAUCUUAUCGUUCUUGUCUCUGAGAUUGUACUCACGUUUCUCUGGGUUCUGCACCAAGCCUAUAAAUGGAGACCCGUUAAACUUGAGGUGUACCCGGAAAGAUUACCCGGAGAUGAGACGCUUCCGCCGGUGGAUGUGUUCGUAUGCACCGCGGAUCCCAGCAAAGAGCCCUCCCUGGGGGUGAUGAACACCGUUAUUUCGGCUAUGGCGCUUGAUUAUCCUCCUGAUAAGCUUGCUGUUUAUCUUCAGGAUGAUGGGGGUUCUUACGUUACUUUAAAUGCCGUUCGUGAAGCCUGGAAAUUCGCCAGAUUCUGGGUUCCCUUCCGUAGAAAGUAUGAGCUGAAAUUUCCGUGCCCAGUGGCUUAUUUAUCGGCUGAGGAAAGUGUUGAUGAGAAGUUUAUUGGCAGCAGUGGAUUCGCAGCUGAGAAGAAGAUAAUCGAGAAAAGGUACGCCGAAUUCCAGGAAGCUCUGGAGAAGAAUUCAGUAAAUGCAAGUGCUUCUGUUAGCAGAGAUCAUCCACCUGUAAUCGAGGUGAUGACAGAUGAAAAUGGGGAUUCCAACCUAAAAGAAUUGCCUCUUCUUGUUUAUGUCGCUAGGGAAAAAAGGCCUGCUCAUCCACACCAUUUCAAAGGAGGAGCACUCAAUGUUCUUCUCCGAGUAUCUGCAGUGAUCAGUAAUGCUCCUUACUUUAUGGUGCUGGACUGUGACAUGUAUUGCAAUGAUCCAUCAUCGGUCCGCCAAACAAUGUGCUUCUAUCUUGACCCAAAAGUAUCUCCACAAAUAGCUUGGGUUCAGUUCCCUCAGAAAUUCCGUAAUCUGAGUGAGCAUGAUAUCUAUGGUGGUUCGCUGCAUCACCUUUAUAGAAUAAGGCAAGGCUUAGAUGGGCUUAGAGGGCCUCAAAUAUAUGGCUGCAACUUUGUGAUGACAAGGGAAGCGAUCUAUGGGACUGACAAAAUUCAGAAGGAAAUCGAUCUCAAUCAGCUGAAGAAGUCAUUUGGCUCAAGCAAUGAGUUCAUUAAAUCAAUUUACAAAAAUUACAAACCACUGUUGCCGGAGGACAGAAAUCCCUCUGCUGCAUUGGAAAAAGAGCUCCAGCUGCUGGCCUCUUGUACUUACGACAAUGGCACACAAUGGGGAGAAGAGGUGGGUUACAGAUACUUUUCUGUUGUGGAGGAUUGUAUUACAAGUCUUAUUUUACACUGUAAGGGCUGGAUUUCGGUGUUUCUUAACCCUGCCCGACCAUGUUUCUUGGGAGCAUCUCCUACAAACCUGAAUGAUAUGUUGGUUCAACAGACACGAUGGUCUUUUGGCCUAAUGCAAAUAGGUUUGUCAAGGUUUAAUCCUCUUAUAUACGGCCCACUGAGGAUGUCGAUUCUUUAUAGCAUGUGUUAUGCUUACAUUAUACUUGAAAGUCUCUACACCGUGCCCUUCUAUGGUUUAGCCACCAUUCCUCCGAUCUGUCUACUUUACGGCAUUUCUCUGUAUCCGAAGGUUUCAGAUCCAUAUUUCAUUGCGUUUGCAUUCGUUUUCCUCUCACCACGACUCAAGCAUGUGCAAGAAGUUGUUUCCUUUGGGGAUCCAUUCUGGACUCUACUUUAUGAACUGAGGGACUGGAUGAUGAAGUCAGGAUCAUGUUACUUCUUUGCACUCAUGAAUGCAUUUUUGCAGAAACUUGGCUUGCAUGAAGCAAAUUUUUCACUAACAAGCAAGGUGGUUGACGACGAACAAGCCAGGAGAUAUGAGCAGGGGAUUUAUGAUUUCCAAGUAUCACCUUUGCUGCUCGCCCCGUUAUGCAGCUUAUACAUUCUUAAUUUGGUCACCUUGAUUCUUGGAAUCCCAAGGAUCUUUCACAAGGCCGAUCAGUUUUUCGGACAAGCUUUUCUCUCAUUCUUUGGGGUAAUUGUGAACUACCAUUUUCUGGAAGGUAUGUUCUUGAGAAAGGACAAUGGCCGGAUUGCACCAUCUGUUACUCUGCUCUCUGUUGCAAUUUCUGCAAUCAUCUUGUGUUGUGGAUCCCUUCUUCUCAUUUACUAAAUUCAAAGGAUAUAGGCUCCAAUCACUUGGACAUCAUGCUUGGUACCAGGACUAGAAUUACAAACACUCCCAUCUAAAUCUGAAUAAAUCUUGCAAAAUAUUUAGUUCUAGUGUGAAUUGUUGUAUUGAUGGGAUACAGAACUCUGGAGUUUGAAGCAGUAAGUGCAAAUUUUAGGAAUGUGUAGAUACUUGUAUUUAGUAUUACAAAAUGGCUAUCUCAGUCUCACAAAACUAAAUAUAUAUAAAAAUAGAGUUAUUUGUGUCCACCACUUAUAUGG
Molecule: messenger RNA, 2546 nt
Organism: Sesamum indicum (sesame)
Lineage: Eukaryota; Viridiplantae; Streptophyta; Magnoliopsida; Lamiales; Pedaliaceae
Product: quillaic acid 3-O-glycosyltransferase CSL1
Biological process (GO): cellulose biosynthetic process
Cellular component (GO): membrane
Molecular function (GO): cellulose synthase (UDP-forming) activity
Source: RefSeq, a predicted model, not a curated record